GCGCGCCGCCAUAUUGGGAAGCGCCACCGCCGCCGCCGCCUCCGCUCGGGCUCCUGGGCUGUGUUGGGGGCCACAGCCGCGGGCUGAAGGCUCCCUUGUGUACCCUAUCGACGCCCGGCCCGCCGGCUUCGCCCAGCUCCGGCUCCUCAUGACCGCCUUCGGCCCCGCAGCCCACGGACAUCGCCCCAGCUCCAAGAAUUAACACGGAAGCUCCCGGGGCCGGAGCCGUGAGGGAGAGCCGGCCGGUCCCGCGUCCCUGUCGGUCCGGCGCGGCUCUUGUGCGGGAGCCAUGACCUCGCUGACCCAGCGGAGCUCGGGCCUGGUGCAGCGGCGCACCGAGGCCUCCCGGAACGCUGCCGACAAGGAGCGGGCGGCGGGAGGCGGCGGCGGCAGCGGCGAGGACGAGGCGCAGAGCCGCCGCGACGAGCAGGACGACGACGACAAGGGCGACUCCAAGGAAACGCGGCUGACCCUGAUGGAGGAGGUGCUCCUGCUGGGCCUCAAGGACCGAGAGGGUUACACAUCAUUUUGGAAUGACUGUAUAUCAUCUGGAUUACGUGGCUGUAUGUUAAUUGAAUUAGCUUUGAGAGGAAGGUUACAGUUAGAGGCUUGUGGAAUGAGAAGAAAAAGUCUUUUGACAAGAAAGGUGAUUUGUAAAUCGGAUGCUCCAACAGGGGAUGUUCUUCUUGAUGAAGCUCUAAAGCAUGUUAAGGAGACUCAGCCUCCAGAGACAGUCCAGAACUGGAUUGAGUUACUUAGUGGAGAGAACAGAUACUGAAUAAAAUGGAUAUUCUUUCUUCAAGCUCUCAUGUUUGUUUGUUUGUUUGUUUUGAGUCACUACGUGGCCCUGACUGAACUCCAACUCAGACCUACCUGCCUUUUCCUUCUAGGUGCUGGAAUUAAAGACCUGCACCACCGUGCCUGUCUUCAGUCAUACCUUAUCUAAAUUAAUUGAUACCG
Molecule: messenger RNA, 960 nt
Organism: Mus caroli (Ryukyu mouse)
Lineage: Eukaryota; Metazoa; Chordata; Mammalia; Rodentia; Muridae
Source: RefSeq, a predicted model, not a curated record